CGGUACGGUCUGAAUGGCUGUCUUCAAAGUCACUGGAGGACGUUUUCAUGCACAGAACACCAGGCAUGGCUGGGAAGCCUUUCCGGGCCACCUACAUCUGGGGCAGCAUCAUCUCCAAUCUCCACACUCAUGUGGAGGUCAAGCGCCGGCGCCACAACCUGAAAUCCUACCAUGACUGCUUCCUAGGUUCUGAGGCCGUGGAUGUGGUGUUGGCACACAUCACCCUGAACCAUUUCUUUGGUGAUGACGCAGUGCCUCGCUACAAGGCUGUACGUCUCUGUCAGGCCCUGAUGGACUCAAGGGUUUUUGAGCCGGUGGGCAUUAAAGUAUUUGGGAAGGAAAAGAAGCGGGCCACAUUUGAAGACAGCAGUUGUAGUUUGUACAGAUUCCUGAGCCCAGCAACCAGCCCCUCACCGCUGAACAACACCAAAUCCCACUCCACUAGUACCAUCGAGAGCGGCUAUGACUCACCAAGCAUGAAUAGGAAUAAGAACAACUAUAGUCCAUCACAUGAAAGACAAGAGGUGCUGAGCUACUCCACCCACUCCCCUGUAAAAACAGACAAAUCACUGGAGGACGUGCUGGGAAAUCUCAACCUGAGUUCGACCAUCACCCCUCAGAUGAUCAACCUCGGCCUCUCACAAGAGCUUGUGGAAGAGGUGUGGCACCAGCAGGCAGUGUUCAGGCUACUGCAGCUGAUAGAGCUACCUUUGUUGGAGAACUUGUUGGAGGUAAAAGACGCCUCACGGCCUCCCUUGCACAGCAUGGACAGUGACCCGGACCUUUUGUAUACGUCAAGCUACCUAGACAGAGAAGUUCUUAAGGCCUUCAGUGAAGCACAGGCUGAUGAGUGGAUGUCUGGAGCAGUGGACUGUUUGGAGUUUCUGCCUGAUGAACUAGUUGUGGAAGUCAGUCGAGGUUUGGCUGGCUGCGCUGACGAUGUGCUCCAGUGUAAGAAGCUGAUGUAUGGAAUCCUGACUCAGCAUUAUAGACAAACAGAACAGCCACCUCUGCUCAGCAACCACUUCUUUGACAUCCACUCUGGCAUUUCAGAGCUACUCGUUAACGGGAAGCACGAGCAAGCACUGGAGUCUCUGCAGCUGAGCCUGAAGCUGCAAGACUCUCGCAGCAGGGAGGAGCUGCGCAGGCUCCUGAGAUUCAUGGCCAUUGCUGCCAAUCCACAGGAGGUCAAACUGCACACAGAGAUAGAGAACCGAAUGGCAGUGAAAAGGUCUUUCUCAAGCGCCAUCAUCUACAGUAGAAGACUCUCCAAAGGAAAAGUGGACUUGAUGGUUCUAUUUAUGAUGGAUAAACACUGUGAUCUGUUCAAAAUUCCUGUUUCAUUGCACAAAAUGGUCAGUGACAGAAUAAUGAUUAUCGUGAAAGGGAAGGAUCCAGAUACAAUAACAGGAUCCACAUACUGCACAAGAGUGAGUGCUAGCGCUUACUCAGAAAAUGCACAAAAAACAACAAAGGAAGAACUUUGGUCCUUGCUCCGGAGAAUCCACGAGAACCCGAAACUCUCCAGCAAAGAAAAGCGACGACUUCUGGGACAGUUUUAUAAAGGCCAUCCUGAGAUUUUUGUUCAGUACUUUGGAAAUCGAUUGUCUAGUGUCAACACAUUGCUACACUGAUAUUUAUCAUCUCAACAAAUGUGUCUAUAAUAAUGUAAAAAGAGUUAGAUAUGAGAACAAAACCUAAUAAGAUGCAAAUGAUGCAAAGCUGUGCAGCAUAAGUGGAUUUGAUCUGCUUAUAUGUAAAUAGUUUAGACUA
Molecule: messenger RNA, 1773 nt
Organism: Scomber japonicus (chub mackerel)
Lineage: Eukaryota; Metazoa; Chordata; Actinopteri; Scombriformes; Scombridae
Gene: depdc7a
Product: DEP domain containing 7, paralog a
Exons: 9
Coding region: 48-1634 (528 amino acids)
Biological process (GO): intracellular signal transduction
Source: RefSeq, a predicted model, not a curated record